Molecule: messenger RNA, 2397 nt
Organism: Aegilops tauschii subsp. strangulata
Lineage: Eukaryota; Viridiplantae; Streptophyta; Magnoliopsida; Poales; Poaceae
Source: RefSeq, a predicted model, not a curated record
AGUUCUAAUCGCGUGCCCCGAGAUUCGUGCCGGCCCGCGGCCGGCGCCCCCACACCGCCUCACUCCCGCCGUCAAAUUCCGGGCCGCGCCGCCGCAAAACGCAGUCUAGCUCUUCUACCCCCGGUCCUGCGCAACCUAGCCCGCCGCCGCCAACGCGCUCGGCGGCGAUGCCUCCUCGGAAGUCGUGGAAGCCCAAGGGCAGCAGCCGCGGCCCGGCGCAGAGGCCCCACGGGAAGUCCGCCGCCGCCCACCCUAACCCCGCCCACGAGUACCCCUACGACGCCUCGGCGGCCGCCGCCGCAGAGGCCCUGGAGCGCCUCGACGUCUCCGCGGCCGCCGAGGAUCCUCCGGUGGAGACGCCGCCGCCGCCGCCUCCCCCGCCCGAGGUCCCCGCGCCGGCACCGCCGUCUCAGCCGCCGGUGGAGGCUUCGUCGUCUGGGUCUGGGAGCGCCGCCACGGGUGGGGGCCGGGAGGAAGGGGCCUUGAGGAGGCUGCGGGAGCUGGUGGGGAUUGGUCGGGAGGAGGUGGAGUUGACUGAGGAGGAGGUGCGCGCCAACGAUCAGAGGCAGGAGGACGAGAUAUGUGCCCUGGAAGCAAUUUUUGGCGACACUGUAGUCAUGCUGAAUAGAAAGGAAGGCCAGCGGACUUUCCAGGUUCACGUGCAUAUUGAGAUCCCAGAUGGCACAGAUGUGUCGGCAAGGCUCAGUUUUGGUGCUGGAACACUAAAUUAUAAGGGAGCACAUGAUAAAGAUGCCUCUGAUGAUCAGUUUAGAGUUGAGCAUUUACCUCCUAUCCUCCUGACAUGUCUCCUGCCUUCGUCAUACCCGAGCCAUCAGCCUCCCUUUUUCACUCUAUCCACCGAAUGGCUGGACAAAGUGAUGCUUUCGUCAUUAUGUCACAUGCUGGAUAUGAUUUGGGAAGAGCAACUGGGCAUAGAAGUAGUAUAUCAGUGGGUGCAAUGGCUCCAAAGCUCUUCCCUUUCUUACUUAGGGUUUGAUAAUGAGAUAGUUUUAAGCAAGGGUGAUCUAACGUGUGUUGAAGAUGGUGGGGAUAACCGUGCUUGUCCAGAUGAUGCUCCACCUGAUUUGACAAUUCCAAGGAUUAUUAGAUACAACGAUGAUAAGCGUCAUGAAGCCUUUUUGCAUGGUAUCCAUGACUGCAUGAUUUGUUUCAGCGAGCUUCCUGGUGUCGAUUUCAUCAAACUUCCAUGCCACCAUUUCUUUUGCCAGAAAUGCAUGCAAACAUAUUGCAAAAUGCAUGUCAAGGAAGGAACUGUAGUGAAGUUGCUGUGUCCUGAUACAAAAUGUGAAGGUGUUGUUCCUCCCAAUAUAUUGAAAAGGCUGCUGGGGGAAGACGAGUUUGAACGUUGGGAAGGAUUGCUUCUUCAGAGAACUCUUGACGCCAUGGCUGAUGUAGUUUAUUGUCCGAGAUGUCAAACUGCUUGCUUGGAAGAUGUAGGUGAUGAAGCUGUGUGUUCAAGUUGUUUAUUCAGCUUCUGCACACUUUGUAGAGAGCGCCGUCAUGUUGGGGUGGAAUGUUUAUCUCCAGAAGAAAAACUUAUUAUUUUGGAGAGACGUCAAAAGUCUGGGCAAGUUAAGGGAGAUAUCCAGAAGGUUAUGGAUGAAGUACGCAGCAUCAAGGAAAUUUUGAAGGAUGCAAAACAGUGUCCACGAUGCAAGAUGGCUAUAUCUAAGAUAGAAGGAUGCAAUAAGAUGACCUGUUGGAACUGCGGGCGGUUCUUCUGCUACCAGUGUAAUGCUGCAAUCAGUGGAUACGAUCAUUUCAAGGGUGAUUGUGUGGUAUUUGAUCAGGAGGAAAUUGAUAGAUGGGAAAUGCAAAUGAAUCAAAGGCAACAACGCCAAGUAGUUGCGCAAGCGCAGGCUGAAAUCUUCGAAGGAGAAUAUGGUUACCCAUGUCCCACUUGCCGCAACCCAAUUCCAAAGAUCGGAAACAACAACCAUCUCUACUGCUGGGCAUGCCAACGACACUUCUGUGCAUUGUGCCGGAAGGUCGUCCUCAAGACGUCGCAGCAUUUUGGCCCCAGGGGAUGCAAGCAACAUACCGCAGACGACUGACGCAGGCUCUCCCAUAUCUCCAGCCUCGGUGCAAGCGCAGUUUCCGAAGCUUCCCUGUAUGUGCAUACACACCCGUCCCAAGGUGCAUUUGCCUUGGCGGCGAACUUGGUUCCAACUCUCCUACAUCCGUGUGCUCGCUCAGUUAUUUAUAGUGUUUAUGAACAUAAAUCUGCGUCUUUAGCCCAUUCGUUUCCGUGUCUGUUGUUGAGAAGAAUCUGCAUAUUCAGGAUGCCAGCUGUCCCCUUGUAUCAUGAACGGAACCGUUGCAGUGAAACCUUGCAAAAAUCUUUGAUAUUUACUGGUACUGGUGGUUGUGUCGUGA